AUGAAACGAACUUCUACUCCAUCCGUCUAUGCCUACCCACUCCACUUCAACGAAAGCAUCAUCUCCGAGAUCGAAAACGAAAAACGAUUCUCCUUCACCGCCUUUUCCGAAAACGGCUCCGACUGGUCCAUCCUCUCGCUUUCGCAGAAAUCAACAACGUCAUCGAAGAGUGUUCUGCGAUCGUCUGCAAAGGGGCUCAAGAAGAAGAUCUACAAGAAGCUCCGGAUCAAGAAGCUGAGAGAAUCGAUGCGCAACAAGCUCUCCAAGACACAGAUCAACGAAAUCAUGGUACCUCCAAACAGCUCGUCCCUGAACACGAAAGUCUCUUCUCGAAUUCGAUCCGCCAAGGAACUCGACUGUUUGGACGACUACGACAUUGUCGCCUGGGAAGAAUCUCUCGAAGAAAAGGCGAAGUUCCGACUUACCAAUCCCUUCAAGCGACAGAAGAAGUAA
Messenger RNA from Oikopleura dioica, 453 nucleotides. The record is from the annotation of a GenBank genome assembly. Lineage: Eukaryota; Metazoa; Chordata; Appendicularia; Copelata; Oikopleuridae.